Gracilinanus agilis (Agile Gracile Mouse Opossum) is the source of this 560-nucleotide messenger RNA. RefSeq names its product microfibril associated protein 2 (gene MFAP2). The record is from RefSeq and is a predicted model, not a curated record. The coding region runs from base 30 to 560 and encodes 176 amino acids. Gene Ontology annotation, biological process: embryonic eye morphogenesis. Gene Ontology annotation, cellular component: microfibril. The transcript has 8 exons. NCBI's taxonomy places the organism in Eukaryota, Metazoa, Chordata, Mammalia, Didelphimorphia, Didelphidae.
CCUCCCUCCUGGCUGCCAUAUUUGUUGUCAUGAGAGCUGCCUACCUCUUCCUGUUGUGUCUGCCUGCCGGGCUGCUGGCACAGGGUCAGUAUGACAUCGACCCUGACCACGUCCAGUACACGCACUAUGGAGACCAGAUUGACAAUCCCGAUUACUACGAUUACCAAGAGUCCACCCACCGCCCCCCAGAGGAACAGCUUCAGUACCAGUCCCAACAGCAGGUCCAGCAGGAGGUGAUCCCGGCCCCCACUCAUGAAAACCCAGAGACAGAGCCCACAGAGCCUGGACCACUAGAUUGUAGGGAGGAGCAGUAUCCCUGUACCCGCCUGUACUCGGUCCACAGGCCCUGUAAACAAUGCCUCAAUGAGGUCUGCUUUUAUAGCCUCCGCCGAAUGUACAUCAUCAACAAAGAAAUCUGCGUCCGAACUGUCUGUGCCCACGAGGAGCUGCUGCGAGCUGACCUGUGCCGAGACAAGUUCUCCAAGUGUGGCGUGAUGGCGACCAGCGGCCUGUGCCAGUCUGUGGCUGCCUCCUGCGCCAGGAGCUGUGGGGGCUGCUAG